AACAUUUAUAUUUAUUUACGUGACUCAAUCAUUCCCUACUCAUAAUCGUAACAUAACUUUCUUCUUUCUCAUCUCAUCUCAUCUUCGCCGAAUACAAAACAACAGGUACCGACCCAACCCAUCCGUCAAUCAACCAUGGUCGAAACACGACGCGGUUCAUCUUCUUCCUCCAAACGCCCUCUCUCUUCUCCUUCUCCUUCCAAAACCAAACGAUCCAAGGUAUCAGAAGAUGCUUCAUCUACAACCUUACCUUCUCUUCCGGUCAACGAAUCUGCACCUCGAAACGAAUCUGAGAUACAACCUUCUGAUCUACCACAAACGGCGUCGUUGAAGGUUGUUGAUGGUGAAAACGACAAGUCCCCUUCUCUGCCUAUCGAAGAUGAUCCUUUGGUGUCUCCUCAGUCUCCAGGUGAAACUGCAGAGAAAUCAAAGGUUGCUGCUCCUGUGGUGCCUUGUAGAAAAAAACGCUCCGCGGUUAAAUUGAGUCCUAAGGCUGAGUGGGGGAAGCUCAUUUCUCAGUUUUCUCAGAAUCCUCACGUGUCCAUUAGUGAUCCAAUCUUCACUGUUGGUCAAGGUCGUCAGAGUAAUUUGAUGCUUAAAGAUCCUACUGUUGGUAGUGUUUUGUGCAAGUUGAGCCAUAUAGAGCAUGGAGGUUCAUCAGUUGCCCUACUGGAAAUCACAGGCGGUAAAGGCACAGUUCAAGUCAACGGCAAGACUUACCGAAGGAAUGCCCGGCUGAUUUUAAAUGGAGGCGAUGAGGUGGUUUUUGGUUCUUCAGGAAAGCAUGCUUAUAUAUUUCAGCAGCUCAAAAGUAACAAUGUUUCUACUGCCGAUUUACCUCCUGUGAGUAUUUUAGAAGCCCAGAGUGCUCCGAUAAAUGGGAUGCAAGUUGAAGCUAGAUCUGGAGACCCUUCAGCUGUUGCUGGAGCAUCGAUAUUGGCCUCUCUAUCAAAUAUUCAUAACGAUUUAUCUCUAGUUUCCCCGCCUGCUACAACUUGCAAGAAACAGAGUGCUGAUAUUUCAUCUCUACCUUCUGGCCAUGAGGAUAAUAUCCCCGACAAUGAAAUGAAAGAUACCACCAAUGAUAAUGAAUCGGCUGGAGCUUUUCCGUCUGGAAAAGCUGUUCCUGCAUCCUCUACUAAUGUUAAUGACAAUCCUAGCCUUGACACCAUGGAUGUUGAUGCUGAAGUGGACACAGAUGUUGGGAAGAUGACUGCUGCUAAUAACGAGUUGAGACCAUUACUGUGCAUGCUUGCCGGCUCAGGUUCUGAAAUUGAUAUAAGUGGCAGCAUUUCUAAGAUAUUAGAAGAUCGAAGGGAAUUAAGAGAACUCCUUAAAGAUGUUGAUACACCAAUAUUGGCAUCCACCAGACAGCAGGCAUUUAAGGACAGCCUACAACAGAGAAUUCUCAAUGCCGAGGAUAUUGAUGUGUCCUUUGAAACUUUCCCAUAUUAUCUAAGUGAUACAACAAAGAAUGUGCUGAUUGCUUCUACAUAUAUUCAUUUGAAGUGCAAAGGCAUUGGAAAAUAUGCUUCAGAUCUCCCAUCGGUGUCUCCACGGAUAUUGUUAUCUGGUCCUGCAGGUUCAGAAAUAUAUCAGGAGACUUUGUCCAAGGCACUUGCAAAGCAUUUUGGUGCCAAACUACUGAUUGUGGAUUCUCUUUCACUGCCUGGUGGAACACCAUCAAAGGAGGUUGAUUCUCCCAAAGAAAGUUCAAAACCUGAAAGGCCAUCUGUUAUUUUGAAGAGAUGUACUCAGGCUUCUACAUUACAUCAUAAGAAACCCACUUCUAGUGUUGAUGCUGAAAUUAUUGGUGGAUCUACAUUAAGUUCGCAGGCUAUGCUGAAGCAAGAGGUUUCUACUGCAUCAUCAAAAGGCACUGCUCUUAAAAAAGGCGAUCGAGUAAAAUUUGUCGGUAACUUUCCACCUGCUGUCUCAUCACUACAAAAUUGUUCUUCAAGGGGACCAAGCUAUGGCUUCCGGGGCAAAGUUGUACUUGCUUUUGAAGACAACGAGUCCUCAAAAAUUGGAGUUAGGUUUGAUAAAUCAAUUCCAGAUGGAAAUGAUCUUGGAGGCCAUUGCGAAUAUGAUCAUGGGUUCUUUUGUUAUGCAAACCAUUUACAACGAGUAGAUAGUUCAGGAGGGGAUGACUCCGACAAAGUUGCAAUUAAUGAAAUCUUUGAGGUUGCUUCUAAUCAAUGUAAAAGUGGUUCACUUGUUUUGUUCAUUAAAGAUAUAGAGAAGGCAAUGGUUGGGAACUCAGAUGUUUUGAAAAGUAAAUUUGAAAGUCUGCCACAAAAUAUUGUGGUAAUCGGCUCAAAUACCCAGCUGGACAGUCGUAAGGAGAAGACCCAUCCUGGGGGACUUCUGUUUACAAAGUUUGGGAGCAAUCAGACAGCGCUACUUGAUCUUGCUUUUCCGGAUAACUUUAGUAAACUACAUGAUAGGAGCAAAGAAACCUCCAAAGUAAUGAAGCAACUCAACCGCCUUUUCCCAAACAAAGUGACAAUACAGCUGCCUCAGGAUGAGACUUUACUUUCUGAUUGGAAGCAGCAGUUAGAUCGUGACAUUGAAACUAUGAAAGCUCAUGCCAAUGUUGUCAGCAUUCGCUCGGUUCUCAACAGAAUAGGAUUGGAUUGUUCUGACCUUGAGACUAUCUGCAUCAAAGAUCAAACUCUAACUACUGAAAAUGUGGAGAAGAUCAUUGGCUGGGCUAUAAGUUACCAUUUUAUGCAUUCAUCUGAUGUUUCUGCCAAAGAAUCUAAGCUUGCGAUAUCUGCAGAGAGCAUUAAGUAUGGGUUUAACAUUCUUCAAGGCAUCCAAAAUGAGAACAAGAACGGAAAAAAGUCAUUGAAGGAUGUGGUUACCGAGAAUGAAUUUGAGAAAAAGCUGCUUGGUGAUGUUAUUCCACCAACUGAUAUAGGGGUCACAUUUGACGAUAUUGGAGCUUUAGAAAAUGUGAAAGAAACUUUGAAGGAACUGGUCAUGCUUCCUCUUAAAAGGCCUGAAUUGUUUUGUAAAGGACAACUGACUAAGCCUUGCAAGGGAAUAUUGCUUUUCGGACCCCCUGGCACAGGAAAAACAAUGCUCGCAAAGGCUGUAGCAACUGAAGCUGGAGCAAAUUUCAUCAAUAUUUCAAUGUCUAGCAUUACUUCCAAGUGGUUUGGUGAAGGAGAAAAAUAUGUCAAAGCAGUCUUCUCCCUAGCCAGCAAAAUUGCUCCAAGUGUUAUUUUUGUUGAUGAGGUUGAUAGUAUGUUAGGGAGACGUGAAAAUCCCGGUGAGCAUGAGGCAAUGCGUAAAAUGAAGAAUGAGUUUAUGGUUAAUUGGGAUGGUCUACGUACAAAAGAAAAAGAGCGUAUACUUGUUCUUGCUGCUACAAACAGGCCUUUUGAUCUUGAUGAGGCUGUUAUUAGGAGGCUUCCGCGAAGAUUGAUGGUUGAUUUGCCAGAUGCUCCGAAUAGAGGAAAAAUUUUAAGAGUAAUUUUAGCGAAAGAAGAUUUGGCACCUGACGUUGAUUUGGAAGCAAUAGCAAAUAUGAGUGAUGGAUACUCGGGAAGUGACCUAAAGAAUCUGUGUGUCACAGCAGCUCACUGCCCAAUAAGGGAAAUCUUGGAGAAGGAAAAGAAGGAGAGAAGCUUAGCAUUGGCCGAGAACAAACCUUUACCUGGAUUGUGUAGCAGUGCAGACAUUCGCCCCUUAAAGAUGGAAGAUUUUAGAUAUGCACAUGAACAGGUGUGCGCAAGCGUAUCGUCGGAGUCAACAAAUAUGAAUGAACUACAACAAUGGAAUGACCUAUAUGGAGAAGGUGGAUCGAGAAAAAUGAGAUCUUUAAGCUACUUCAUGUAAAAGCUUUCUGUAUAGCAUUUCUUGCUUAGGCUAUUAUUCUUCCUUCUAUCACCUAAAAUGUUUUAACAAGGUCAGCCACCAAUUGAUAUGGAAAUUCCAUAUGUGGUUUCUUUCUCUAUUGUAUUAUAUCAUAGAUUUUGCCUUUUUUCUUCUUUCUCCGGCCUUCUCCGACUUCUGCUUUUCUCCCUUCAUAUUUUUUCAUACAUAGAAGAAUUUGACAAUUUCACUGGGGGGAUAAAAGCUUAUUCUAGUACUACCCCAGAUGAUCCAAUAUUUCCCCUUAUUAUUCCUCAUUGUUUUGUGGGGUUUCAUUUUGUAAAUACCUAGUUUUUUUUACAAUAAAAAUAAAAUCAUUUUUUUGUUGUUGCUAAUUUCGUUAAUAUUAA
This is a messenger RNA of Cicer arietinum (chickpea), 4232 nucleotides long. RefSeq lists its product as uncharacterized. Lineage: Eukaryota; Viridiplantae; Streptophyta; Magnoliopsida; Fabales; Fabaceae. Gene Ontology annotation, cellular component: mitochondrial outer membrane. Gene Ontology annotation, molecular function: ATP hydrolysis activity; ATP binding; protein binding. The record is from RefSeq and is a predicted model, not a curated record.